UUAAUAGGGGUGAUGGCCGUGGGUGGCUGAGUCACAACUCUCACUCCCUGCGGGUCCCCAUGGCCGGAUCACAGCCUGGGAUGUGCCACCGGGAAUGCCAGGGUGCUGGGGCCUCAGCCCAGUGCAGCCUGCAGGGAUGCACUUAGGGAUGAACACUUGGGAUGCUCAAUCCCUAUGGGAUGCUUGAGCCCGGAGAUGCUGAGAUGAACCCGCUGUGUCCCCUCUGCAUCCUGGUGCCAUCCUGGAGCAUCCCAUCAGUGCCCUGGAGCCCAGGUUCACAUCACACUGAGCUUGAUCCAUUGCCCACAAUGGGGAGGGAGCAGAGGAGGACGUGGGUGCGUCCGGGCAGUGCCGGUGCCUCCGUCAAUCCGGCUACAACAGGAAGCCCUAUUCCAGAGGCACAGAGAGGGGGAAACACGGGUCUGAAACCUCCCAUAGGGUCUGAAACCUCCCGGGGGGGGGGGGGUGCUGAGGCCGGUCUGCAGUUCCUCUGCCUGCAGGAGCCAGGGCCCCACACCUCUGCCCUGCCCCAUGGAGCUGACCCAGCUGGAGGAGGCCAUAGAGAAGCUGGUGACCACGUUCCUCAGCUGCGCAGGGCAGGAGGGCUCCAUGACCCCCGACCAGUUCAGGGCCCUGGUGCAGCUCCAGCUGCCCAGCCUGGUGCAGGACAUCCCUUCCCUGGAGGAGAAGAUGCAGGAGCUGGAUGUGAACAAGGACCAUGAGCUGGAGUUCAGCGAGUACUGGAAGCUCAUGGGGGAGGUGGCCAAGGCCAUAAGGAGGGAGGACACUGGGAAGCAGUGAUGGAGCUGGUGGGAAUCUCCUCCAUAGCCGAGCUAAUAAAGGAGCAUCCCCUGA
Melopsittacus undulatus (budgerigar) is the source of this 855-nucleotide messenger RNA. RefSeq names its product protein S100-A13. The record is from RefSeq and is a predicted model, not a curated record. Gene Ontology annotation, molecular function: RAGE receptor binding; calcium ion binding; calcium-dependent protein binding. Gene Ontology annotation, cellular component: perinuclear region of cytoplasm. Gene Ontology annotation, biological process: positive regulation of canonical NF-kappaB signal transduction; positive regulation of cell population proliferation. NCBI's taxonomy places the organism in Eukaryota, Metazoa, Chordata, Aves, Psittaciformes, Psittaculidae. The transcript is spliced from 3 exons. Bases 532 to 801 code for a protein of 89 amino acids.